Messenger RNA from Calidris pugnax (ruff), 1396 nucleotides. It is a transcript of the gene AAGAB, whose product is annotated as alpha- and gamma-adaptin binding protein. Bases 35 to 976 code for a protein of 313 amino acids. The record is from RefSeq and is a predicted model, not a curated record. The transcript is spliced from 11 exons. NCBI's taxonomy places the organism in Eukaryota, Metazoa, Chordata, Aves, Charadriiformes, Scolopacidae.
CGGGGCCGGAAGGGGCGCGGCGGCGGCGGGCGCCAUGGCGGCGGCGGGGCCCUUCGCGCUGGUGACCAGCUGCGCCGCCGGCUUCCCGGCCGAGGAGCUCGUCAAACGUAUCACAGGAAGAGAUGACCUCACUGUGGGUGCGACUACAAGUGGAAGAGUGAAUUUCUACCCCUGGACAAUAGAUAACAAAUAUUAUUCUGCGGAUAUUCACCUCUGUGUAGUGCCAAACACAUUUCUUGUUACUGGAGAUAUUGCUGAAUCUGUGCAAGCCUUUGUAGUAUACUUCGACAGCACAAUAGAAUCUGGACUCGAUAGUGUCUCUGAAUGGCUUCCCCUGACAGAAGAGUGGUUACCAGAAGUCAUGAUCCUGGUUUGUAACAGAGUGUCUGAAAAUGGUGUCAACAGACAGAAAGCUCAAGAAUGGUGCAUCAAGCACGGCUUUGAACUGGUAGAACUUAGCCCUGAGGAACUGCCUGAUGAAGAUGAUGAUUUUCCUGAGUCCACUGGAGUGAAACGAAUCGUACAGGCCUUGAAUGCCAACGUGUGGUCCAACGUGGUCAUGAAGAGCGACAGGACCCAGGGCUUUGGCCUGCUCAGUACGUUAGCGGGUGCGAACUGUAGCGUCGGGUCAGAAGAGAACCAAGAUACAGAAUCCCAUCCAUCACCAGAUGGAGAAGAAUCCUGUUCAGGCAGCAGAGAAGAUGGGGCUGGCACAAACAGCCUGCGGAUUGACAGCGCUGUAGACCCCACGUUAGAUGUGGACAUCCAGGAGUUAGCCAGCCUGACCACCAGGGAUGGGGACCUGGAGAACUUUGAAAGGCUUUUCUCAAAGCUGAAAGAAAUGAAAGAUAAAGCUGCAACGUUGCCUCAUGAGCAAAGAAAACUACACGCAGAAAAGGUGGCCAAAGCCUUCUGGAUGGCAAUCGGAGGAGACAGAGAUGAAAUUGAAGGUCUCUCCUCGGAUGAAGAAAACUAAGUUCUUUGGUAGCUGUGGCAGCAGCUAAACUUCCAGAAAUGAUGCCUUCUCCCAGGAAUCAGACUUACCGGUUGGGGAACACUCACCUCUCCUCACUCCCAACAAACACAGAACUCUUCAAAUGUGUUUUUGUCAUAAAUGUGUGUCUUGUUCAUAGAUACCAUCUCUGCUUUAUAAAAACUCAGUUCAUCAAGGUAGGAACCAUGGCUAGGAAAUGUGAGGAAAUAGUUUUAAUGAUCUUUAAAGAAUGUUGUAUUGUAUUUUUUAAAAUCAAAGUUUACUUUGCUGGUGGCUUGUUUUUUUGUUUUGUGGGUUGUGUUUUUUUUUUUUUUCUGGAGAUGCUUUGGUUUUGGCUCCAGAAUUUCUUUACAAAAUAGAUGUGACAGAAAUGAAUAAAAGGGGCAUUAAUGGCAAAGCAAA